ACGAACCAUGACGAAAGGAGGAUUCUAAAGGAGCUUAAGGAAAAACCAGUAUACUACGUAAAAGCCGAUAAGGGAAACGCAGUAGUGGUAAUGGAUAAAGAGGACUACGACGAACAGAUGACGACGAAAAUCAACGGAGGACCUUAUAGACAUUUGAGAGUGGAUCCGCUACCAGGAUUAAUACGACUCACGGACAAAACAAUAAAGGAGUGUAAGGCGAUCAUCGGAGAAGCCCGAGUAAAGACAGUAAACCCGGUUCUACCUAGGAUUAAAGGACUACCAAAAAUCCAUAAACACGGCAAGGAGAUGCGAGAGAUAGUUUCAUCAGUGGGUUCCCCUACCCAAAACAUAGCCAAAUGGUUGGUAAAGGAGUUCCAAAGUAUGCCGAAACCAUUCCCCAGCAGGUCAGUCAUCAACACCCAGGAGUUCGCCCAGAAGCUGUUGGAAUCAGGACACAUCGAAGAAGAGGACAUAAUGGUAUCAUUCGACGUAGCGGCAUUGUUCCCUAGCGUUCCAGUGAAAGAUGCUCUGAAUCUUCUAGAGGAUUGGCUGCUAACACAAAGGACGGAAACAACAUGGCGAGGAAAGGUGAAGAUGUACCUAAAUCUGGCAAGGCUAUGCAUGACGGAGAACUACUUCACAUUUCGUGGCAACUACUACAAACAGACGAAAGGAGCACCGAUGGGAAAUCCGCUAUCACCGUUUUUGUGCGAACUGUUCAUGGCGAAUCUGGAGAACAACCUACAAGAACAAGGAAUACUACCCCAGAAGUGGUGGAGAUACGUCGACGACAUUUUCAGCAUCAUCAACCGAAAGGAUCUACCCAGGAUUUUGGAAGCGAUAAACAACGUGCAUAAGGACAUCAAAUUUACCUUCGAAGAGGAAAAAGAAGGAAGCCCACGAACACCAUGAGAGUCAUCCCAUAUACAUCGAACCAUUCGUACCAACAUAAAAUGGCAGCAUUUCAUCACAUGAUCCACAGGAUGCAGACGAUACCCCUGAGCGAAGAAGGAAAAACGAAGGAACUACAAUACAUCUUGGAAACAGCGAAGAUCAACGGAUACCAGGAGAGGACUAUACGAGCGAUCAUCAACAAGAAGGAAAGGACCCUACGACGAAAUGGACAUACAACGCUGACACCGAUAGAGGAGCCGCUGAAAAGAGUUUCGGUCCCAUAUGAUAAACACAUCACCAACCAGCUACGCCCUCGACUAAGGAAAUUCGGCAUCGAUCUAGUAUUCUCCAGUAGAAGCAACCAACUCAAGUCUCUAUUGGGUUCAACGAAGGAUAAAGUAGAAAUGUUGAAUAAGGCAGGCGUUUAUAAGAUAAGUUGUUCCCAAUGUGAAAAAAAUCUAUG
Molecule: messenger RNA, 1357 nt
Organism: Armigeres subalbatus
Lineage: Eukaryota; Metazoa; Arthropoda; Insecta; Diptera; Culicidae
Exons: 2
Coding region: 91-912 (273 amino acids)
Source: RefSeq, a predicted model, not a curated record